AGCCGAUGGUGUCGCGUGCUGAGCAUUGGAACGAGUCGUCUGCCAUUCACUGAAGAAUGGUCUGCUAACCAACAACAAACAGAGACGUUGCUCGGUUUCUCAUUUUUACUGUUUGAGCCGUUCUUGUGUUAAAGAAUCAACGAAACCAGCCAAUUUUGAGAUGGGUUUGCGUCACGUGAGCUUUGUCGCGCGAACGGUUUUGGUGCGUGAUAACAACGUAGACGAAGCCUGCGGUGUGCUCAACAGAAUCAUGGGACGCGAAGGACUGUUCGAACAGUUCAGAAGGACAAGGUUUUACGAAAAACCAUUUCAAACGAGGCGUCGAGUUAACUUUGAAAAAUGCAAAGCUAUCUAUAACGAAGAUAUGGACCGAAAGAUUCGGUUUGUCAUGAGAAAAAACAGGGAGGAACCAUUCCCAGGAUGUUAUUAAAUAUUUGUAACGUUGUAUCUGAUUUGUCUAUCGAGUAUCCCAAUUUACCCAAUAUGUAGGAAGUAGUGUUUAAUAAAAAUGAAAAACACCAUCA
Messenger RNA from Athalia rosae (coleseed sawfly), 524 nucleotides. It is a transcript of the gene mRpS21, whose product is annotated as 28S ribosomal protein S21, mitochondrial. Lineage: Eukaryota; Metazoa; Arthropoda; Insecta; Hymenoptera; Athaliidae. Gene Ontology annotation, cellular component: ribosome. The record is from RefSeq and is a predicted model, not a curated record. Gene Ontology annotation, biological process: translation. Gene Ontology annotation, molecular function: structural constituent of ribosome. The transcript has 2 exons. The coding region runs from base 161 to 430 and encodes 89 amino acids.